ACCCCGUGGGUGAUGUUGUUGGAGGCUGUUUGAUUGACAAUCUAACCGAGUCAUAAUCAGUUCGUGUCGCAGGGCAACAUUUAGUUGAGGAAAACGUAUGAUAUUAUUAAUUUAGUAGGAAUAUUGUAUUUUUUUCUAUUGACAGUCGACACUGUUUUUCUAAUCGUCACACGUUGAAAAUCGGGCAUCACAAAAAAAAACAACCUAUGUAUUAGUGUAAUGUUGUAAACGUUUAUUUGGCCGUUAGUCUGGUCAUUCGCGAGCGUUAAUCUCGUGAAAGUCAUAUUUCCGAGAACACCGUAACCAGGCAGCGUUUGACAGGAGGCUGUCCUUGGCUAGCCGAGCUAGCUAGAUCCAGCUAGACAACAAAAACAAAUCCUCGGCAUAAACAAAUCCUCUGCAUGUAUGUGAAGUUUUCGCUGGGUUGUUGCAGGUCCUGUGUUUGUGUGGCCUCCCUUACCCCCCCCUCAGGCCAGAGCUGAGGGUUGGGGUCAGGUCUUGGGCUAAUGUCAUUCAGUCCUGGUGAGGAGGGGGGUCUAUCUCAGGAUCCCCCAAACGUCAACACCCAAGACCUGUCUGACAACUGCUCUCAGACUGUGGCUACAGGGAACACACCUGAGGAUCAGGUGAGGGUGUCGCCUGUGGUGGAUGAAGCCUCUCCUUCUUCCACAUCUUCCUAUGAGAUGCUUGACAUGGAGUCGGUCCCAGCUCCUUACCAAGAGGUGCAACCUCACUGGUUCUACUGUAGACAGGCUACAGACAACACCUCCUGGCUUCCUUUCAGCAGAGAAGACUCCGACAAACUAGAGAGGGCCUGCAGCACUGCAGAAAACGAGGAGGAGGUGGUGGUAGCCGUGGAUGGAGAGCGGUAUGAUGUACAUGUCAAGGAGAGGAAGCGCUACGCUGUGUACUGGGAGCAAGCUCCCACUGAAGUCCGCCGCUGUACCUGGUUCUAUAAAGGAGAUAAAGACACCAGGUUCAUGCCUUACACUGAGGACUUCAGCAAAAGUCUCGAGGAGGCUUAUAUGAUAGCAGUGACCUUGGACGAAUGGAAGAGGAAACUGGAGUUUCCCACUGGAGAGACUGUUAUCUUACACAAUCCCAAACUGAUAAUGCAGUAUCAGCCAAUAGGAUUGCAGGAUGAGUGGGUGUCCUCCCCCUCAGAGCAGACUCGACCUCGAACAGUCAAGCGGGGAGUACACAACAUCUCCGUAGAAAUACCUGAUGGUGAACCAGAAAAGGUGGACCACCUUGUCUUUAUGGUGCAUGGGAUCGGUCCUGCAUGUGACUUACGCUUCAGAUCCAUCAUACAGUGCGUAAAUGACUUCAGGAGUGCUUCCAUAUCCCUCCUGGCCUCUCAUUAUAAGCGUGCACAGCAGGAUGGCCAGGUGGGCAGAGUUGAGUUUCUCCCAGUCAACUGGCACAGCGCUCUACAUGGGGAUGCAACUGGUGUGGAUGAGGACAUCCAGAGGAUCACUCUUCCCAGCAUCAGCAGGCUCAGACACUUCACCAAUGACACUCUUCUGGACCUGUUUUUCUAUAACAGCCCCACCUACUGCCAGACCAUAGUGGACACAGUGGCCUCAGAGAUCAACAGGCUGCAUGCCCUCUUUAAAGAGAGACACCCAGAAUUCAGCGGGGCAGUUUCAGUAGUGGGUCAUAGCCUGGGUUCACUGAUUCUGUUUGACCUGCUGACCAAUCAGAGGACUGGAUCAGAAGCCAGGGAGGGGGUGCCUUCUGGUGAGCUGAGUCGUCUGAACUGUGACACACUUGAGCAGACACUGACCAAACUGGGCCUAGAGCAGUACCUUGAUACAUUGGAGAUGGAAAACCUCGACCUGGAAUCACUGGCUCUUUGCCAUGACAGUGAUCUCAAAGUUUUAGGAAUUCCUCUUGGACCUCGGAAGAAGAUCCUGAACUACGUCAGGAGGAAAUUGCUUCCAGAGAUUUGUAAGACAGAGACAGUGCGUCUGGCACCAGGGUUGCAAGUUCCACCUCAAAUGACCAGUGAUCAUGAUGGUGACCAAUCAUCAGGACUGACGCUACAGCUACCCCAGUUCCAUAGGGCGCAGUCUGUUACCAGUGCUGUAGACUAUGAAUACUUCGAUGUGGGCAUUGGACAGGUAUCCAUUGAAUACCCACAGCUAGCAUUCCACCCUCAGACGUUUUUUGCAUUUGGCUCUCCCAUUGGAAUGUUCCUGACCGUUCGAGGGCUUAAACGCAUUGAUCCAAAUUACACCUUCCCAACCUGCAAGAGCUUUUACAACAUCUACCACCCGUAUGACCCUGUGGCCUAUCGGAUAGAGCCCAUGAUUGUUUCAGAGGUGGAUCUGGAGCCCAUGCUAAUCCCUCACCAUAAAGGCCGCAAGAGGAUGCACCUGGAACUAAAGGACAGCUUGACCCGCAUGAGCAUGGAUUUGAAGAACAAUGUAUUGGGAUCAUUACGGACAGCGUGGCAGUCUUUAGCCAGACUACCUGUGGCUCCACUGCCCCAGGUGGAAGAAGGAGAAACUACAAUAGAGCUAAACCUUCAAGAGACACAGGCCUCAGCGGCAGUCACUGCUUCUGCUGAGAGGGAAGAGAAAAGUGCUGAUUUUUGGACUAAAAUACUGGAGUGGCCCAGGGCCCUUCAUAAGCAUUACUUCCGAGGAGUGUGUGAGGAGAGAGAGCCAUCAGUGUCAGCAGAGCAGAAUGAACAGCUAGAGAUAAAAGUGGGGACGUUGAAUGGAGGACGAAGGAUUGACUAUGUACUUCAGGAAAAACCCAUCGAGAGCUUUAAUGAAUACCUUUUUGCCAUUCAGUCUCAUCUGUGUUACUGGGAAUCUGAAGAUACAGCUCUCCUGCUGCUGAAGGAGAUUUAUGACAACCUGGGUGUGGCCUUUGAACAGCCACAACAGUAAUAAAAGUUUCAUGAGUAUAAACUUGCUAGAAUGACAGUAAACUGACAGUGAUAAAAUGAAGGACAAAAAAAAUGAAGCUGGCUGAGCAAGAGGCUCCACAAUCCUCUUCCAGAAUGCCCUACAGUCUGGGUGUUACCUGACUGCACUGCCCUGUCCUCCUCCAACAGUGGAGAUGGUUGGAGACUGCAGUCAGGUGAUUUUGUUUCAGAUAUGUCAGUCAACCUUAAUUUGAGGUAGUGGUGGCUUCUUGGGGAUGCUUAAACUCCACCCUCUUUUUUUUUUUUUUUUUUAAUUUGAGUCAUUGUUUCAUUUACUUUACUUUGCACUUUCACUUACCAACAAUCAUUGACAUACCAUGUUUACAGCUACAACUGAAUAUUAUUAAUUCCUAUUAUGUGUGUUCAAUUUUAAAUUUCAACCUCUCUUGACAAAGGAAGCACUCCCAUAGCAUAACAUUGGACCUCCCCUUUAGAGAUAAUCAGGUCAGGUGGUAUCAUUUGGCCAACUAUAAGAUGUUCAGUUUCUGAUUAGGAAAAUGAACGCUGACAUUUUGUCUGUUACUUACUGUAAGCCCUUAACAGUGGUGUAUUCUUUAUCCUAAAAUAUUGUUAAUUCUAAGACAGUCAAAUCUAAGGGCCAAAUCAUACAUGUUUCUCCUCAUCUGUUCCUUUGUAUGAAGAUAUUGUAUAAUCAUCAUCUCUAUCUGUACUGCAUGUUGUUAUUUUAGAGCAGAGUUUCUCAACAUUUUCUGGUCCUUACUGAAUUUUGUGUUCCAAUAUUUAAAUAAUUCUUAUGGACCCAGCAAUAACAGAGCUUAAAUCAUUUAAAUCAUAUGAAUUUGAUUUAAAGAGCAUGAUAAUUAGAUUAUAUAGAAAUCGUCAUAUUUAUUUUAUAUAAAAAUAUAUUUGAAAAAUAUCAGUAUAUCAGUGUUAGAAAUAUCUCAGAUCUGCACCUACAUAUCAAGCAACAUGAGGUCCAGACUAAAAAGUCAAGAAACUCUCUCUCUUAGAGUGAUUUAAAUUUAUAAAAGACUCAUGUUAUGCACUUUCAGGGCAUCACAGCCCCCACCACCAAAGCUCUGAACGGCCUGUAUUUCAGCCCUCUUGGUGUAAUAUCUGCCCAAUUAACUAAUUAACCAAAUGGAGUUGUUAAUUUUUCUUCGCUUUGGAAUUUCAAGACUAAAUGAACACUAAAUUACCAUGUUGGAGUGAUUUCCUUGAACCUCACCAUCAUCUAUGUCUCUGGAAAUUUUACUAUCUGAACAGUAAAAACAGGACUUGGUGGUCCCUUGCUCCUCUCCCUUACCAUAAAUACUGUUUGGCAUUUGAAACUAAUACUGUAUGUUGAUACAUACGAAAAAACAAAUGUUCUCCUUUCUGAAUACAUACCCUAUGGAUAUGGUUACAUGUUGUGUGUGUGCCAUAAAAAAACAUUA
Molecule: messenger RNA, 4335 nt
Organism: Xiphias gladius (swordfish)
Lineage: Eukaryota; Metazoa; Chordata; Actinopteri; Istiophoriformes; Xiphiidae
Gene: ddhd2
Product: DDHD domain containing 2
Exons: 19
Coding region: 507-2900 (797 amino acids)
Cellular component (GO): COPII-coated ER to Golgi transport vesicle
Molecular function (GO): metal ion binding; protein binding; triacylglycerol lipase activity
Source: RefSeq, a predicted model, not a curated record